This is a messenger RNA of Cercocebus atys (sooty mangabey), 2827 nucleotides long. It is a transcript of the gene TMEM125, whose product is annotated as transmembrane protein 125. The record is from RefSeq and is a predicted model, not a curated record. Bases 1543 to 2202 code for a protein of 219 amino acids. The transcript has 4 exons. NCBI's taxonomy places the organism in Eukaryota, Metazoa, Chordata, Mammalia, Primates, Cercopithecidae.
GAGCCACCGUGCCCGGCAGCUCAGGCUAUAUUUCUAGUGGACAGGGCUGUUCUAGAAUUAUGACUGGCCUCCAGUCACCUCCACGGAACAAAGCAAAGAGAUGGCAAAAGCGGGCUAAGUACAAUUAUUUUGUGACCUGAUAAUGACAAGACAAGUGUGAUCUUGUUUUUCUUUUCUAGUUCACACACAUGAGGAGGAGACAGCAAGAGACACCACAGGGGCUGGUCCAGGAGAUGAGGGACAGCCUAUACCAGCUCCAGCCAGCCUGCCUUUCACCAGUCCGGAGGGUGGUGUGUGUGUGUGUGGUGCCAGAUUUGCCUAUUAGAAGCUCCGACCGUGUCCCUGUUAAACUUCAGAACCCUUCAUGGGCCCCUUACACGGUCCAAGUGCCUCACUAUGGGCCUUCAAGACCCUGAACCACCGGAGCCAAACUUGUCUUUCCAGCUUCAUCUCACAUGCUUCCUGCUCAAAACCCCCACAGCUGUCAGUUCACGCUAUCGUUUAGUCUGCUAAUCAAUUAUUCAACAAAUAUGUGUUGAUUAUUUCCUGCAUACUAGCUACUGAGGUCAUGAUGAUUAGUAAAAGACACACUGUCCCUGUACUUGCUGGGGACCACACAUCUAGCAGAGGAUGACAGGUAAAUGCAUAAUAGGCAGUUAAGCACAUUGCAGUAAGAGUAGUAGUUGGGGAAGCACAGGGACCAUGGGUGCACGCAAGAGGCACCUAAACCAGCCUGCAAAUCAGGGAGGGCUUCCUGGAGGAGGUGGCAUCUCAGUUGAAGAAUGCAAGUCGCUCAGACUGAGGCUGGGGAGUGGCGAAUAUCCCAGGCAAGAGAGAACUCUUGAGUUCAAAAACUGGAAGGGCAGAGAGGAGGGCAGGGUGCCAGUGGCAAAUGACUGACCUGGUGCAUGUGGCAGAGGCUUUAUGAGCCUUGUGAAGGAGUGUGGCGUUUAUUCUGAAGUGUUUAUUCUGGGAGCUCCUGUCUCCCGCCUGAAAGGCCUUCACCCCUCCUCCCUGUUCACUCAAAUCCUGCUUCCCCAGUAGGAUCCAGUCUGUGGGGCAAGCCAGGCGUUGGAGGGAGAAUGAGCGAAGGGCUUUUGGAGGCUCCAGCCUAGGGCCAAGGAAUGGAGGCUCACCUGAGUGCAGGUUAGGCAGGUGAAGUGUCUCCCCGGAAACCGAGCUAGAGUGCCCCACCUGCUCAGCCCUGCCUUCUCGGAUGGGAUCCAGCACGUCCAGGCUUCUCCUCCCCCCCCAGGAACCAGUGGUGACAGCUGAGGCCAUGUGAGUAGGAUCCUGAAUGAGGCUUUAUCUCUGGCUGUUCGUCCCAUCGUCCACCGUGGCACCAGCUCCCUCAGCCAGCCGGGAUGGGACCAGCGACUGAGAGAGCCAGAGGCAGAGAGGUGAGGGUGACUAUAUCCUGGACUGUGAGAGGAAUGGGACUCUGGGCCUGUAGCUGCCAAGCAGGUGGCGGGUGCUCCAGGCUGUGAUCUGCACCCUCUGACCCCUGACGUUGACCUACCCUGACCCCUGCCUGACCAAGCCAUGUCUGAACAGGAGGCUCAAGCCCCAAGGGGCCGGGGGCUGCCCCCAGACAUGCUGGCAGAGCAGGUGGAGCUGUGGUGGUCCCAGCAGCCACGGCGCUCGGCGCUCUGCUUUGUCGUGGCAGUGGGCCUCGUGGCAGGCUGUGGCGCGGGCGGCGUGGCACUGCUGUCAACCACCAGCAGCCGCUCAGGUGAAUGGCGGCUAGCAACAGGCACUGUGCUCUGUCUGCUGGCUCUGCUGGUUCUGGUGAAACAGCUGAUGAGCUCGGCCGUGCAGGACAUGAACUGCAUCCGCCAGGCCCACCAUGUGGCCCUCCUGCGCAGUGGUGGAGGGGCCGAUGCCCUCGUGGUGCUGCUCAGUGGCCUCGUGCUGCUGGUGACCGGCCUGACCCUGGCCGGGCUGGCCGCCGCCCCUGCCCCUGCUAGGCCGCUGGCUGCCAUGCUGUCUGUGGGCAUUGCUCUGGCUGCCUUGGGCUCACUUUUGCUGCUGGGCCUGCUGCUGUAUCAAGUGGGCGUGAGCGGACACUGCCCCUCCAUCUGUAUGCCCACCUCCUCCACCCACAGUGGCCAUGGCGGCCAUGGCAGCAUCUUCAGCAUCUCAGGACAGUUGUCUGCUGGCCGGCGUCAUGAGACCACAUCCAGCAUCGCCAGCCUCAUCUGAUGGAGCCAGAGCCCUUCUUCCCACACCGGCCUCAGUGUCCCCAGAGCUGAGCCAGGGUGUGAGUGCAUGUGGACGCUGAGUAUACGUGAGUGCGUGUAUGCCCCCAGGCUGGGUCAGCUCUUCUGUGGAUUGCAGAAGAGUGGUGCAAUGUGAUGAACAGCCCAUGUGUUCCCACACAUCCACACCAUGGGAAGGUUAAUGCGUGCCUCCUUGGAACUGGGUGUUUGUGUCCAUGGAACUUCCUGUCUGUAUCUCAGGUCAGUAGACGCAGAAACACCUCAUGAUGAAGACUCUUGAGCCCCAUUUCCAAAACCCCUCAAAUCCAAUCCUGUCUUGUAACAUCCAUCAAAGAUUUCCAUAGGGGUAACUGGUGUCCACCCAAGACUGCACCAGUGCCUGCUCAUUGAGGAGAGUAACUGCUGCCAGGCAGAAAGAAUAUGGGCUCUGCAAUGAGACAGACCUGGCAGGGAUUUCCCCGUUGAGCACUAGCAGCUGGAGGAGUUGGGAGUUCGUGGCUAUCAUGGUUGUGUUCAUCGAUUGUGGGGAUGAAAUGUCAUUGUGCAUGGAAGGCGCGGCUCAUGGCUGAUGUGCAAUAAAAUGGCGGCUGCCGUUGUCAUUGUCUCCA